This is a messenger RNA of Cannabis sativa, 1319 nucleotides long. RefSeq lists its product as uncharacterized. Bases 795 to 1319 code for a protein of 174 amino acids. The record is from RefSeq and is a predicted model, not a curated record. The transcript is spliced from 4 exons. NCBI's taxonomy places the organism in Eukaryota, Viridiplantae, Streptophyta, Magnoliopsida, Rosales, Cannabaceae.
GAUGAGAUAAAGCAAGAAGAAAACCGUUCAUGCAAUUAAUUAUUGUUCUUUUUUAGAAAGAAUCUACAUAUAAAAAAGGGAAAAAAUCAGGAAUAUUCUAAAAAGAGAAAAAUAUUACAACAAUACUGUGGGCCGGCCCAAUGAACAUUUGUACAGCCCAAAAGGAAAAUAUUACAAAAAUACCACUUGCCCUUACCUUCAGCCGCACGUCACAAAUGGAGAGGAUGAAUGAAGCUCCAUCGAUGCAGUCGGCCACGCAACCAUAAUGAAACCAGAUCGAACGUAAAACAGCUGUAAAUCCCGUCGAAUUUCAAUAGGAAACGAUCAAAUCCAACGAUCUAAACAUAAAUUUUUUUAAAAAAAGAGCAGGACAACCGUGGAGAAACUGAAAUUCAACAUUUGAUUUCGGUUUUUAUAGUGCAAUAUCACUCAAACGAGCGUCGAAAAUUCAGAUUGAAGCAAUGUAAAUCUGUAUUGAACAGAUCUGGAGCUCCCCCUCAAAUCCAAAAAAAAAGAAAUCAUGAAGAAGUGUUAUAUGACAAGUACCAAGAGCUAGCAUAUAUACAAGGUAAGAUUUAUGUUAAUGGUAGCAAAUUAGUUUUAUAAUAGUUGUAAAUCGAUCUGAUUCGAAUAAACAUGAUGAAAAAUGACAAUGAGUAAGAACUAUGUAAUUUUGGGGAUAUAAUUGUGGUUUUUCAGUUGGUUUACAGUUGCAUAAUCAUAUAAUAAUAGUUUCAUUACGUUUUUUGCAGGAAUUUAUUGUGGAAAAGAUAGAGGACAGAACAGUUUGAGAAAUGGAAUCAGGACAGGAAAUACAAUGCUUGAACAAAGGAACAGAGAUAGAAGAAAGGAAAGACAUUCCAUUCCUAGUCUUCUACAAUGGAAAAUUCGAUGAUCGAAUGAAUUAUGAAAAUUAUGAAGCCAGUGGACACUACAUUUCUGCCAAUUGUAACUAUGAAGAUUUGCAACAGAAACUCAAAGAUGCCCUGGAAUGCAACCAAGAAAACACUGUUUUGCAACUGAAAUAUCAAGUGAAGGAAGGAUACCAACCAUUGAGGAUAAAGGAUGAUCAAAGCCUGCAUUUCUACAUACAACUCAAACUGAAAGACCCCGACUUCACAACAUACCCAAUGUGUGUGAAUGUCAUCAACAACCCAACAACAACCAUCGAUGCAUCAUUCUUUGGAAAUGACAAUUCAUUAAUUACACAUAGAAGCGCCUUCCAACCAAUCGAAUACAAUGCAGCAACAACAGAAGACUCAACAAAUCAACAACAUAUAAUUGAAGCAACGAUCGGAAUUUGGGGAAGAAAGUUUUGA